Messenger RNA from Rotaria socialis, 1752 nucleotides. Lineage: Eukaryota; Metazoa; Rotifera; Eurotatoria; Philodinida; Philodinidae. The record is from the annotation of a GenBank genome assembly.
AUGGAAGAUUCAGCAAUAAUGAUAUGUUAUCGUGAAUGUUUAUUAAAUCUAGAGAAAUUCAAUGGUGGCGAAGAAUAUAAAAUUUUACAGUUUAUCAACAAUAUCGAAAGAAUUGGGAAAAUGAUCGAUGCAAAUGAUAAUCUUUUAUAUUGUAUGUGUAUGGCAAAAUUAGAUGGUGAAGCAAAACGUUGGUACGAAGAUAACUUAUCAUUAAUUCAAUGGAGACAAUUAAAAUCGGCAUUAUUAGAAAGAUUUACAACGUCUGAUUCAUCAUCAAAAAUAUUCGAACAAUUGAAAGAACGUAAACAGAAACCAGAUGAAACAGUUACAUCUUAUUAUGAUGCUAUUAUUAAACUUUGUCAUACAUAUGAUACAUCUAUGUCACAAAGAAUGAUGAUAUCAUGGUUAGAAAAUGGCAUUAAAAAUUCAUUAAAAAUUCAAAUUAAACGACAAAUGAAGUCAUUAUCUGAAUCAGCUAGAACAACACAAGCAUUUUUAAAAAUUGCGAAAGAUGAAGACGAACUACAAAAUGAAAAUGUUCUAGAACCUCAAACAACAGCACCGUAUGUGCCAUAUUUUGCAAAUACAGUAUCAACAACUAUUUAUGCAUCAUCAACGUUACGAACUCCUAUUUAUAUAAAUGUUCAAGUAAAUAAUAAACAACACCAAGCCAUUGUCGAUACUGGAUCUGCAAAGAAAUUACACAAAUCAGCUAACUGUACGUCUAUUAAUAUUAUUGGUGAAAUUCAACUUGAAGUUAAAAUACAAGGACAUAAAACUUUCAUUAUAGCGGAUGUUGCAACGAAUCUUAUUACUGAUCUACUACUUGGAAACGACUGGAUUAUACAAAACAAUGUUAUUAUUGAUUCAUUACAACAGCAUAUUACUCUGAUUGAUAAGAACCGCCGCGAAUUAGCAACAGCUCCAUUCGUUCAACCUUCAAAUCUUCAAUUUAGCGCAACUAAUCGUCAACGAACACUAUCAAACAAUACUCAGCUGGGACGUAUGUCAUAUCAGGCUGAAUUAAAUAAUCAUAUUAUUUUACCGGUGUUAUCAGAAGAUGCAAAUUAUCAGCCAACACAUUUUAAAUCAUUUAAUUAUAAGAGAAACAACACUCAGAAGAGUGGUUUCUGUGAUUCAUUACUCCGUGAAAAGAGGAAGGUUCAAUUUACGGACUUUACCUGUGGAAAAGAACAUCAUGAAGAACAACAACAUCAAUGCCAUGUUUGUCAAGAACAAUUUUUAUCACGCAAUAAUUUACAACAGCAUUUGCUUCAGAAAUGUUAUCCAUCAGCAGCAUCAUUAGAAAAUAAUACUAUAAAUAUUUUAGACGAAGAAACAUUGAAUUAUAAUGAUAGAGAAGGGGGUCAUGUACGAGAUGAACCUUCAAAUGAAAUUGAAAACAUGUCCGAUAAUGGCAUUCAACAAAAUACAAUGAACGAUCAAAACCAACAAUAUAUACAUCAUGAACCAUUAACAAGAAGUCAACGACAAAGCCACAAACAUCGAGCUAAAAGAUAUCGAUAUGAAAUCAUUCGGAAAAUUUAUCAUAAAUUUACCAUUACAGAUAUUAAAAAAAUCUUAAUAUUUAUGGAUAUUCCUUAUGCGAACAUCAAUGUUGUCGGAAGCACGUUAUUCUUGGGUGUGAAGAACGAGCAAAUAAAAAACAUCAUUGACAAAAUAUUACACAGUGGCAUAUUUACAAAAAAACACUAUUAUUAUAGGCGCAAGAAAUUACGUCCAGAUAAAUAA